ACACAAUUGGCCAUAAAGCAUGCAACCCGUUCCUCAAACCGGGUUACCCAGUGCCAGCAUCGAUGGGUUGGCUGUGGGAUACCCAAGAUGUGCCUGGACUGAAGCCUUGCAGGGGUUGGCAGCCUGGUGUGAUUGGUAAGAGCGUGGCCAAAUUGAUGACAUUCAAAUGUCCACGCGGCGGCCCGGACAAAGACAAGAGUAAGAAGAAGAAGAAGAGAGGUCGCACGGCUGGCGCUAACAUGGGAGGGGGGGAUUCGGAGCCUGAUGAACCUUUGGAGCCUAAGCCGGCGCUGAAGGUUCAGAGGAAGGGAGACGUAUUCACUAUACAAGUAAACCCCCUGAAAGAUCUGACAGAAAUCAGCCCCAACGAAGAUCCCUACGUGGACUGCGACCCCAUGGUAUUCAAGAUCAUCAAGAAACGGAGUCCAGAGGAGCAGGCGAAGGUUGAAGCGAGGAAGAUGGUCAAAUUGAAGAAACAACGAGACGCUGAGAUCCGCAAAGCUCUCUCCGAAGCGGUCGAGGACAUCUGCAAAUGUGCCUACAUGGACGUUUUCUGCAACGACCUGAGUGCUAUAGACAAUGUCAUAGACAACUGUCCAGCGUUCAAAGAGCCUGAUUGUGUUUGUAAGAGUGAAUCUCUGAGUUCCUUAUCCAGCAAUGCAACUUGGGAUAUAGAGUAUACUCCUCCUUUUGGUUGUUUCGAUUUGACGCCAAAAAAAGCGAAAAACUUCAUCCAUGUGGAGACUCAAUACUUACCAGCUGAUGCUGGUAUAGUUGAAGUGCCGAAGAUCAGGUGUAAAAUGUCUUGCGCGUCAAUGAAGAAGAGGAAAUCUAAAUCCAAAAAGUAAUCGUGCAGCCCCUGUUGUUCUUGAGCGUUUUGGUUUUUGGCAUUUCCAAAUUCUUUUGUGUCGUGACUAAUAACCUUGGAUUUUAAGUGUAAUAUUUAAUUGUUACAAAUGUACGGUUUUUC
Molecule: messenger RNA, 970 nt
Organism: Bicyclus anynana (squinting bush brown)
Lineage: Eukaryota; Metazoa; Arthropoda; Insecta; Lepidoptera; Nymphalidae
Exons: 3
Coding region: 63-848 (261 amino acids)
Source: RefSeq, a predicted model, not a curated record